Seminavis robusta is the source of this 3439-nucleotide messenger RNA. The record is from the annotation of a GenBank genome assembly. Lineage: Eukaryota; Bacillariophyta; Bacillariophyceae; Naviculales; Naviculaceae.
UACAUGUACCCAGUCUUUUGAAAGACCAAAGACAGUCACAGUUUCCCACACCUGCAUCCUAACGAUCGCCGAUGUUCUGGACCUACCGGUACAAGCAUGCUAACAUCGCGCCUUUGCAGUCUAAAUGGCAGUGAAGCAUACCGUAGCUCUGAAGCAACAGAGACCUUGUUGGUAGUGUGACCAGAGACAGAAGAGCUGAGAGGAGUGGAAUAUCUACAGUUCAGUGUGUAGCCCUUCGUUCCAUUCAGCUAGCCAGUUCCGUGCUGCCGAAAUGGCGAAGGUGCUUCGGGGGAAGCUUCACCGCAAGACCAAGGGAUUAAAAGGCCAUCAUCAGGAGAACGAAACCAAUGGCAGUGCGAGUACUACCGCUAGUCUUAGAACAGACAAGAAUGGUGGCGGUGGCUGUACGUGUGUCGGCUGGAUUCGGGGCUUCUUGAUGAUCUGUGGGUUUUUCUCCAUUCUGUGGAAUAUUAGCCAUUUCCACUACAAUCUACUACCGUCGUUUGAUCAAGUGGAGGCUGGCUUGGCACUGAAGGAGGCGUUCCUUGAUUUCAAGCAAAAAACGAACCGCAAAAAGACGGACAACAACCUUCGUGGCGCUGAUACCGGUACGGAAAAGGCCCAGCAUCAGCCUCCUGACAACAAUAACGAGAACGACAACAACCUAGAUCCUGGGAAUCCUGGGAUUCCUGACAUGGUCAACCAGAACAACAAGGACAAUUUCCACCCGGUCAAUCCCGACCAACAUGGACGCGCCUUUACUCUCCCACCUCGAGCCGUAACGUAUGUGACACCAUGGGAAGAAUUCAAAGGCAUUCCCAAGCCAAAAGUGUGGGAGAUUGCUGCCUCUUUGCAAGACCAGUUUGACAAAUCUGCUUUUGGCCAACGCCUGGACAGUUGGAAGGAGCAUCAACAACACAUUCGACAAGAACGGUAUCAUCGUCGGGUCCGUCAGGCCGUACAUGAGGCUGACAAGGGUGGUACCAAUUCCACCCUACGAAUCAUUCCACAUUUUCAGGAUACUCCCAUCUUCCCUCGACAUCUCUCUUCCGAUCUCAUGGUUUUGGUCAUGGCUGACAAUCAGUGCCCGUUAGUACUCAGUGGAGUCAGUAGUAACGGUGGCAUGAUCAAUGCUACGGAUCGAUUGCUCCUGACGCUGACCGAUGCCUUGAAAACGCAGUUUGCACAUGUCGUGGCAUAUCUUCCCCAUUAUUAUUCCUCAGAGACGGUAGACAACUGUCACAAUUCACUCUAUCAGGCAAUUGUCAAAUCAUUUCCAAUCCAACUGCAAACUGGACAGCUGCAAGUUGUGACAUCACCACAACUACAAGCACAACCAUCGGCCAAACAACAACAGUCAUAUCGAUUUGCAUACAAUGGAUUGGACUUUGCCUAUGCAACCGAACUGGGACAUCAAUUCUCCGAUUUGAUGCUGUUUCUGCAAGCUGGUACCCGAUUGACACCCGAAUGGUGGAUUCAAUAUGUACCUGUCGAAGUUCCACCGCCACCCGAAGGCGUGCCACCCGCCAACGAAACAACAACAACAACAGGUCCUCCCAAACUAGAGGCAAAGCAAAUAACUUCCAAUCGAGAUUAUGCCUACGAAAUUUUGUUGGCAUACGAAGCGCGACACCGCUUGGAUGGGGACGGAUUGAACCACGAGUUGUGCUACAUGAAUUUCGCAAUCAACGCUCAACCACCCGCAAGCUCCAACCUGACUUUCAACUAUGGUCACUGGGGAAAUCCAACGGGAACCUUGUUUGAGAGUUCAGGCUUGUUGCGCUUGUCACUGACUUUGCGCUCAUUCUUGCCCUAUGGAAAGUUUCCUGUUUCCAAGCUGUUGCACAAGUAUUGUAGCGAGUUGUUGUGGGCAGCUGAUACUCUCAAUGGUCCACUGGCGUUGUUUCGACAUCAUGCCAAGAAUAGAGGGAUAGAGGAAAGCAAGCUGGCAGUGGGUUUGCAACCGGACUUGCAGCCACUCGACAAAACGACAACCUACCCGUACUUGAUUCCAAAGUCGACCGAAGUACCGGGGUGGGUGACAGUGGAUGCGGGCAUGGUAGGACCGCACCCGACCAGUGAAAUCAAUCCUCUCUGGGAGACAGAAGACACCCAUGACGAAAAGAAUUGGCUCACCUUUGUGGUGCCCACAGCGUGGCGCCAUACAGCCAAAGGGGACGUUGGUGGGAAUACAUAUGUCGUAGAGUGCUUGCAACAACUCUCCGAUGCGGUCAAGCAGUACUUUGUCGGGGAAUAUCGCGCCACCAUUCUCGUGUUGGUGUCGGGUCGCAGUCAACGUGACAUCAACCAGCAUCGGGACGGAUUGCAGGCCAAGUUUGAAGAUCAGAUUCAAACCGGCAUCAUCCAGCUUGUGGACGCACCAAUUGAUCAAUAUCCAACGUUGCACGGGUUGGAUGCUCAUUACAAAGACACUGAAUCGCGUGCUCGUUGGAGAUCCAAACAAAACCUGGACAUAUCGGCCGCCCUCUUUGCUGCCAAGGGAUAUGGAAAGUAUAUAAUGACAAUUGAGGAUGACUCUGCUUUCCGGGCAACGAGCAUGUUGAAGCAGAUCAAAAAGCAAAUAACCAACCUGCACCACAUGGCCAAUCCACAAGAUGCUGUAGAUAGGAGUCCUCAAAUCUUCAUCAAUGGACAAGACAAGACCAAAGUGGACAUUUCCUACACGGAAAAGGAAGAACCAGCCGUGAUAGAGUUUGGCCAUCGAGAAGUGUGGAGUCAGGUUCGUUUCUCGUUUGGUUUCAGCGGAGUUUUGAUUCAUGACGAGGAUGCCUUUGUGUUUGGAAUGUUGCAUUUCCUUUUGUACAAGGAGAGGCCUUGUGACUUGCUGUUUCAGAUUUCCGAUAAUGUGAGAAAUGGGGAGAGCAGAGAUCAUUUCCUACGAAACAAUUUGAAGGCAAGAUCCAUCAUGCACCGCGGAAAGGUUUCGACGCUGAAAGGCAAGGUUUUUACCACCGAACAGAUGACGGCCGAAGAAGAAGGGUGAUUGGGGUACUAUCUUCGGACGCAACAAUAGGAGCUUCAGUAGCUACUAGCUAGGUAUCUACUGGGAGGUGCCAACAGGUUGAACGGGGCAAUGCUAAUAUCCUACGGUGAUCCGGGUAUGGACCACUACCAAACGGUUUGCCAGGGCGGCACAGAUCACAGGUGAAACAAAGAACUAUACAAGAAUCAACAACAUCUAGAGCUAGAUGUUGUGUUGAGAAUUACUUAUCUAUCCUGCCGGUGCUAACUGAGGCCCUCCAACUCUACCCCAACUAACACUGAAGUGUGCAAAUUGUGCCCAAGUAAUGCCACUAUUGGAAAACCAGACGGUUGGUGGUAUGUGACUGAAAAUGUGCGAAAUGCUUCUGUCCCAUGCUUAGGCCGCGCAUCACAAACAUUUCCAGUAAAGUAGAUUGUUGAUUUCGCGUUGCCAUGG